Molecule: messenger RNA, 1707 nt
Organism: Triticum turgidum subsp. durum (durum wheat)
Lineage: Eukaryota; Viridiplantae; Streptophyta; Magnoliopsida; Poales; Poaceae
Source: the annotation of a GenBank genome assembly
AUGCCCUACUUCCCAGAUGAAGUGGUGGAGCACAUCCUUGGCUUCGUAUCGUCGUACCGUGACCGCGACGCUGCAUCUCUCGUGUGCCACGCGUGGUACCGCAUCGAGGGCCUCACUCGCCGCUCCGUGUUCAUUUCCAACUGCUAUGCGGUGCGCCCGGAGCGUGUGCACGCCCGUUUCCCCUGCCUGCGCUCGCUGACCGUGAAGGGCAAGCCACGCUUUGCUGACUUCAACCUUGUCCCUGCGGGGUGGGGUGCCUCAGCGGAGCCAUGGGUGGAUGCGUGUGCCCGUGCAUGCCCUGGCCUUGAAGAGCUCCGCCUGAAGCGGAUGGUUGUCACUGAUGGUUGCCUCAAUCACCUUGCUCACUCAUUUCCCAAUUUGAGAUCACUAGUCCUUGUUAGCUGUGAGGGGUUCAGCACUGAUGGCCUUGCUACUAUUGCCACCAACUGCAGGUUUCUCAAGGAGCUUGACUUACAAGGGAGUCAGGUGGAGUUUCGAGGCCGUCAUUGGUUGAGUUGUUUCCCCAAGCCUUCGACAUCAUUAGAAUCCUUGAAUUUUGCUUGCUUGGAUGGAGCAGUGAGUGCUAAUGCAUUGGAAAGUCUUGUUGCAAGGAGUCCAAAUCUUAAAAGCUUAAGGUUAAAUCGUGCAGUUCCACCAGCUGUUUUAGCCAAAAUUCUUACUUCCGCUCCUAAGCUGGUGGAUUUAGGUACAGGAUUGGUUGCUCAAAGCAAUAAUGCUGGUGCACUCCCCAGUCUCUACAGUGCUAUUCAGCAAUGCACUUCUCUGAAUAGUUUAUCAGGCUUUUGGGAUUCUCCACGUUGGAUUACUCCAAUAAUACAUUAUAUUUGCAAGAAUCUAACAUGCUUGAACCUUAGCUAUGCUCCAAUGUUUCGGACAGUUGAUCUUAUUGGAACUAUUCACCAAUGUCAGAAUCUCCGACACUUGUGGGUACUAGAUCACAUUGGCGAUGCAGGAUUGAAGGUUGUAGCCUCUUCUUGCCUGGAGCUGCAAGAGUUGAGGAUAUUUCCUGCGAAUGCAAAUGUGUUAGCAAGCACUGGUGUGACAGAGGAAGGGCUGGUUGCAGUAUCUUCAGGCUGUCGGAAGCUAAACUCUGUGCUCUAUUCCUGCAGUCGAAUGACUAAUUCUGCUCUGAUUACAGUGGCAAAGAACUGCUCGCGAAUCACUUCGUUCAGACUGCAUAUCUGCCUGCAUGGGUCAGUAGAUGCCGUGACAGGCCAGCCACUGGACGAGGGUUUUGGGGCAAUCGUCCGGUCAUGCAAGGGCCUCAGGCGUCUAUCUAUGUCUGGCCUUCUCACGGACAGCGUGUUCCUGUACAUCGGCAUGUACGCCGAGAGGCUGGAGACGCUCUCUGUCGCGUUUGCAGGAGAUAGUGAUGAUGGCAUGAUCUAUGUGCUCAACGGCUGCAAGAAUCUCAGGAAGCUGGAGAUCAGGAACUGCCCAUUUGGCAACAGCGCGCUUCUUGCAGGCACGCACAGGUACGAGGCGAUGCGCUCGCUUUGGAUGUCGUCGUGCGACAUCACCCUGGGUGGCUGCAGGUCCCUCGCGGCAGCCAUGCCAGGCCUCAACGUCGAGGUCAUCAGCCAGGCGGAUGGAGGCGCCAACGAUGCAAAGGUGGAGAAGCUGUAUGUCUACAGGACACUCGCCGGCCCGAGAGAUGAUGCCCCUGGAUUCGUCUCGGCACUGUAA